UCUUUUCGUUGUUGGUGUCACAAAGCUUUACGUAGUAAUAGUGACAUUUCAGUGACUGCAAGAUGCAAGUAUAGAGUUAAAAUUAUGUACGGAAUGCAUGAUUUUCGAGAGAUCAGAAAACAGAAAAAGCUGCAACCCAGUAAAAGGGAAAGAAAACAGUUUUCCCGGAUGCGCUGUUUGGUUUGUGUCACACUUGCUCAUUCAUUUGACAUUAACUUGUUAAGAUUAUAACGAAUAAAUGAUUGCGCCGCGCGUUACAUUUUCUGAAGUUUCUUUAAUUUUGGGCUACAUCACAUACUUGAUUUAUAACACGUCUGGUUACAGAUUAUUAGCAUCAAUUUUUGCAUUAGGAAUCCAUGGAAUAUUAAACAGAAAAAAGUUCUGAAACCUUGAAUCUGGACCCUCAGAGGAUUUAUAGGUAGCCUUUAAAAGAAAAAAAAAAAAAAGCAUAAAACAUACAAAAAAUGACAUCGGUGCAUUUUAACCCUGGGCUAGAUUCCAAGGAAGUUAAUGGGCAAGUGAAAAUAACAUUCAAUUAAAGUUACUAACACUUCACCGCAUCAUGACCUUUACUCCCCCAUCUUUAAAUGAGUGAUUCAGCAACACUCAGAAGCUGUGAUUAAGAAAUGACAUAAUGGAGUGAAAGAGGAAGCAGAGGUGCGGAUCGAUGAUGGAAAGGAACAGAGUGAGGAGCCAGACACCAUGUACCAUUUGUUUUGCAGUCGUAUCCGAAAGACAAUAGCUCCUUUUGUGAUGUCCUUUGGGUUUCGUGUUUUUGGUCUGGUACUAAUCAUCGUGGACAUUGUUCUGGUCAUUGUGGACUUGUCCUUAUCUAACAAGAGCCGUGAGGUUGGAAGUGCAUUGGAGGCCAUUUCCCUCGCCAUCUCCUUCUUUUUCCUCAUUGAUGUGCUGCUCCGUGUUUAUGUGGAAGGAUUCAAGGUGUAUUUCAGCCCAAACCUGAACAUUAUAGAUGCUGGUAUUGUGGCCAUUACGCUGGUGGUCACCAUGAUCUACACAUUCUCCGAUCUCUCAGGAGCCAAGCUGAUUCCCAGAGUGGUCACGUUCCUGAGAUCUCUGAGGAUCAUUAUUCUGGUACGCGUUUUCAGACUGGCCUCUCAGAAGAAAGAGCUCGAAAAGGUCACCAGGAGAAUGGUGUCCGAAAACAAAAGACGGUACCAAAAAGAUGGGUUUGAUUUGGACCUCACAUAUGUCACAGAAAGAGUCAUUGCCAUGUCAUUUCCAUCUUCUGGUAAGCAAGCGCUCUAUCGGAACCCCAUCAGAGAGGUUGCAAGAUUCCUGGACACCAAACAUCUGGGUCACUACAAGGUGUAUAAUCUCUGUAGUGAGAAGGGUUACGACCCAAAAUUCUUUCACUAUAGAGUGGACCAUUUUAUGAUAGAUGACCAUAAUGUUCCAUCGCUUGAGGACAUGCUGCGGUACACGGCCAGUGUUAGGGAGUGGAUGGCAUUGGAUUCAUGGAAUGUGAUCGCCAUUCAUUGCAAAGGAGGGAAAGGACGAACUGGGACUAUGGUGUGUACGUGGCUCAUUGACAGUGAUCAGUUUGAGAGUGCACAGGAGAGUUUGGACUACUUCGGGGAAAGGCGGACUGAUAAAAGUAUUAGUUCUAAGUUCCAGGGUGUUGAAACUCCCUCUCAGAGCAGGUAUGUUGGGUAUUAUGAGAUCAUGAAAAACCAAUACAACCGUCAGCUGCCACCUCAGAAGAGCCUGAAGAUAACAAGCUUUCAAAUUCACUCCAUCACAGGUGUAGGGAAGGGUAACGGCAGUGACCUGAAAGUGAGGAUCAUUGUGAAACGAGAACUGGUCUUCCAGUGUGUUUGUGCCAAACAGGAGAACUGUAUAAUGUUUUCUGACACUAGUAACAAUGCAGUGGUGAUCACUUUGCAGGAAGGGCCUGUUGUUACUGGAGAUGUGAAGGUCAUGUUUGAGUCCAGUGCUGGUCUGCCAAAGGUUUACAAGAACUGUCUGUUCUAUUUCUGGUUCAACACCUCUUUUGUAGAGAACAACAGGCUCCAUCUCUCAAGGGAAGAGCUGGACAAUCCACAUAAAACGAAGACCUGGGACAUCUAUAAGGAGGACUUUGGUGUGACAUUGUCCUUCACAGACCCUUGAUGAAAGAAUUUCCUGACAGUUCAUUGCUAUUCACUGGGCCAUUAAAUACGUGUAAUGAUGUGUUAUUGUUUACCAUUUUUGUAGGCUCUUACUUAAAAAGAGAAAAGGAAUAUAAAGGGGUUGUGCCUAUUUAUCCCUCUUUAUGUAUAGUACUGUGAAAAAGUAUUUUUCCUCAUUUCUUCUGUUUUUGUGUAUAUCUCAUACUAAAUUGUUUCAAAAAUUCAAACAAAAUCUAACAUAAAACAAAUGCAAUCUGAGUAAACACAAAAUACAGUUUUUAAAUUAUAAUGUUAUUUACUGAAGCAAAAAGUUAUCCAAUACCAACUGGGCCUGUGUGAAAAAGUAUUUGUCCCCUUAGUUCAAAAUCCCCAAAUCUAUGAAACUGCAUUCAUGAUGGGGUUCAUCUGGACUAGACACAUCAAGGCCUGAUUACUGCCAGCUCUGUUCAAUCAAAUCAACACCUAAAUGGAACUUUUUCAGCAGCAUGAAGUUCGCUAAAAGGUCUCACCCAGUAGCACACCCAGUAGCACACUAUGCCAAGGUCGAAAGAAAUUCCAGAAAUGAUGAGGAAAAAGGUGAUUGAAAUACAUCGGUCUGGGAAGGGUUACAAAGCUAUUUUAAAGGCUCUGGGACUCCAGAGAACCACAGUGAGAGCCAUUAUCUCCAAAUGGAGAAAACUUGGCACAGUAGUGAACCUUCCCAGAAGUGGCUGACCUUCCAAAAUUCCACCAAGAGCACAGUGACUACUCAUCCAGGAAUUCACAAAAAAGCCAUCCAUGGAAAACAUCCAAGGAACUGCAGGCCUCUUUCGCAUCAAUAAAGGUUACUUGUUCAUAACUCCACUAUCAGAAAGACACUGGCCAAAAAUGCCAUCCAUGGAAGAGUGGUGAGGCGAAAACCACUGCUAACCCAGAAGAACAUUAAGCCUUAUCUGAAUUUUGCCAAAACACACCUUGAUGAUCCUCAAACCUUUUGGGAGAAUGUUCUGUGGACGGAUGACUCGAAAGUGGAACUGUUUGGAAGACGGGUUCCAUUACAUCUGGUGUAAAUCAAACACAGAAUUCCACAAAAAGAACAUCAUACCAUAGCAUACCAUAGCAUGGUGGUGGAAGUGUGAUGGUGUGGGGAUGCUUUGCUGCUCAGGACCAGGGUGACUUGCAAUAAUUGAGGGAAACAUGAAUUCUGCUCUCUACUAGAAAAUCCUAAAUGAGAAUGUCCGGUCAUCUGUCAGUGAGUUGAAGCUCAAGCGCAACUGAAUUAUGCAGCAAGACCAGCAUAGGAGUAAGCCCAACUCUGAAUGGCUCAAAAGAAGCAAAAUUAGAGUUUUGGAGUGGCCUAGUCAAAGUCCUGACUUGAACGCGAUUGAGAUGCUGUGGAAGGACCUUAAACGGGCAGUUCAUGCUCGAAAACCCCAAUGUGGCUGAACUAAAGCAGUUCUGCAAAGAAGAGUGGGCCAAAAUUCCACCACAGCAUUGUGAAAGACUGAUCUCCAGUUAUCGGAAGCGUUUGGUUGCAGUUGUUGUUGCUAAAGGAGGCACAACCAGCUAUUCAUUUUAAGGGGGCAGUUAGUUUUUCAAAUGGGUGAUAUAAGUAUUGGAUAACUUUUUGCUUCAAUUAAACUGUAUUUUACCACCCCCGUUGAUAACCCUUGUGUUAGAAAGACUUUGGUGAAGGUCAUGCGCCAUGUUCGCGAGGUGCAUUGUGGGAUUGACAGCGGUGCAGAGAAAGCAUUGAGGGCGGUUGACAGCUUCAAAAAGUUGAGAUGUCUCUGCUUGAUUCAAAUGAAGAACUUAAAACGGCGGACGGCAGCCAUUCACUGUGAGCUGGAAGCAGUGAUAUCUGUCAUAAGCGCUUAAAAUAUACCUUUAAUACUGGGGUUUCUGCUAGAUUCAGUGCUAUAGUCACAUGAUCACCAUGUAUAUUUCUGACUUCAAAUGAUGAUUGCACAUCGUAUUCUGAAAACAAUGACAGACAAAAUGCACUGGCUUUGCAUAUUACAAACACACCCCAAAGCGGUAGCUGUCUAGCGUGUUGAGCAGGGUAAGCUGAUUUUUUCCGCGCCAGUGGAAAUGUAAACGCCUCUGAUUGGCUGUUGCAGUCACGCUCUCAACAGAUGUCUGUGAUUUUGAAAAAUAAACAUUGUUAUCUUGUUGUAUUAAUAACGCAUAUGAAACACAAUAUUUAAUAUAUUUAAUCAAGUUUAUUUACUUUUUUUUUUUUUUUUACACUUUUCUUUUAUUAAUUUUCUAUGGGAAAACCUGAAACGAAAAGGUGGUAAAGUUUGAUUGUUGACUUAUUUCUUGUUCAAUUAAGUAAAAUAAAUGAAAAGGUGUUAAAACAUAACUGUUGAAUAUUAUAAAUGAUUGCUGCAAUAAAUUCAGCAUCUUAGUUCAUUAAAAUUUACUGCCUAGUUCUUGGAUCGACAGGUCUUGGUCUGGAUCUAGGUCUUAGGGGGUCUAGUCUUGGUCUGGGCCUUGGAGUGUCUGAUCUUGAUUACACCUCUUGUAUUUUGUGUUUACUCAGGUUGCCUUUGUUUUAAGUCAUAUCGUAUUGGAAGAUCUAAAACAAUUUAGUAUGAAAAAUACACAAAAAUAGAAGAAUUCACAGCACUGUAUACUAAUGAUAAACUACAAACUAAAGCCAAUGUAAACACUCCAGAUAAACCUACAGAUAUAGGCAGGGUUGGGGAGUAACGGAAUACAUGUAACGGGAUUACGUAUUUAAAAUACAAAAUAUAAGUAACUGUAUUCCACUACAGUUACAUUCAAAAAGUAUUUUGAUUACUGAAGAGAUUACUUUGCAUUUUAUUGUCAUUUGUUUCAUUUAAUAUUUAGUCCUUUCAGAUGGAAAACAUUUAUACAUAUAAAUGAUGCGAUCCAAAGUGCAUUUGAACAGCGGUGAAACACUUUCUUAUGAUGUGUUACAUUCAUACGAGCAGACAGAGAAGAAGUUUGAAGUAAGUUUGGAGCAGAAGAAAUAGAAGUAAACCUUGUGUAAAUUGUCAGCUUUACGCUAAGUUAAAAUGCUAUUUUUAGCCAUUUUACAUGCACAUGUUACCAGACACGAUCAUAUUUUUUUAUCAAGAAAAUUCACGAUGGAUCAUAAUUUCUUUUUUUCUAGUAAGAUCUUUGAUAUUAGGGCAAAAAUCAUAUUCUUGAUAAUAAUUUUUUUUAUUGUUUUCCUGUAAAAAUAUCUAAAAAUCCUUAAAACAAGAUCAAUCAAGUUGAGAAAACAACUCUGCAUAAGAUAUUUCGGUUUUUCAGAGAAUGUAUUUUUAACAUGUGUAUUUUGUCUUGCUGUACUGGCAGAGUUUUUAUAGUCAAAACAAGUGAAAAACAGUGCUGAAGAAGUAAUCCAAAGUAUUUAGAAUACGUUACUGACCUUGAGUAAUCUAAUAGAAUAUGUUACAAAUUACAUUUUACAGCAUGUAUUCUGUAAUUUGUAGUGGAAUACAUUUCAAAAGUAACACUCCCAACCCUGGAUAUAUGACAGAGAUAUGAAUUUAUUUUUUUUUUGUGUAGGAAAUAUCUUUGUCAUCAUGUGUUUAUCUAGGAAGUAAAUAAUCAUACUUCCCCGGUUGUCCUUUUGUGCAAGAACAAAUGCACUCAAAUGAGGAAUUUUUUUUUUUUUUUUUAAUUUGUAUGUUGACAGACAGUUGAGAAAU
Messenger RNA from Myxocyprinus asiaticus (Chinese sucker), 5794 nucleotides. Its product is annotated as phosphatidylinositol 3,4,5-trisphosphate 3-phosphatase TPTE2-like. Gene Ontology annotation, cellular component: membrane; cytosol. The coding region runs from base 703 to 2130 and encodes 475 amino acids. The record is from RefSeq and is a predicted model, not a curated record. The transcript is spliced from 19 exons. Gene Ontology annotation, molecular function: monoatomic ion channel activity; phosphatidylinositol-3,4,5-trisphosphate 3-phosphatase activity. Lineage: Eukaryota; Metazoa; Chordata; Actinopteri; Cypriniformes; Catostomidae. Gene Ontology annotation, biological process: monoatomic ion transport; dephosphorylation; transmembrane transport.